AUGUCGUCUGAAGAAAUCAACCCGAGUGAAGUCGGAGCCGAUCAUUCGAACUCGGCCGGCAAAGAAAAAGCUGGAGCCAUCAGAGAAGCUGGAGCCUCUUCCUCACUGACUGUCGAGUCGGAGACGAAGAAGAAGGCGGGAGAGGGACUGCCGAAGCGUCCUCUGUCCAACGAAGCCGACUCUGAGAAGAAGAAGAAGAAGAAGAAGGUGGAAGAAGGACCACCAAAGCGAUCGCGGUCGGAUGAAAUCGAGCCGAAGAAGGAGAAGAAGCUUCCUGCUGUGAAUGGACCCGAAUCAAAGACAGAGUCGGAGACAGAGUUGGAGCAAAUCGAAGAAGAGAAGUCUGUGAUGAGCAUAACGGAUGAACAGAUGCAGGCGAGUUGUGUUAUACUUUUAGUCACACACAACAACUGAUUUACAGAACAUUGCGGAAAUCGACGAUCUCCAAGAGACAGAGCAUCGUCUCGAGUUUCACCUAAAAUUUGUGAAUGGGGAGUCUGUAUGGCUUCAUACGGACUCGAUCAGCAAGUUUCAUCCGAAAGUCAUUGAGUUCAAUGAGAGAAAUCCAGGGAAGUAUGAGAAAUUGAGUUAGUUGAUGUCUUUCAAUGCUUAGUGUAUGUAUUAUUUUCAGAGAGAAAUAUGGACAACUUCAAGAGGCGCUGGACCUGGAUGGUACGGCAUCUUCUUGUAUGAAACAAAACAUACCGCUCAAUUUGCAGGUGGACAAAGUCACAAACGUGAAGUACAGCCGUGUAAACAAGAGACUCGAGCUCGAGACUUACUGGGUUGGACACGACAAGCCCACGUGGGAGUCAACGGCCAGUUUUGGGGAGUUAUGGAGGGACCAUGUGGCCAUUGUCUGGUUCUUGAAAGAGAAGGAAAACAGCGAUGCUUUCAAGGCGGUCGAACUGUUAGGUGAAUUUGAAAGUACAAAGACGACUAUAUGUAUCUCAUUCUAUUGUUUCAGAAGAGCAGGUCAAAAAGGAAAGAGAGGAGAGAAAGGAAAUGGAAAAACUCGCUGCGAGGGGUAUCAUUGACGAAGACGACGAGAUGCGAGCGGGAAAUGUACAUUUUUUGAGAAAUCUAAAAACUGUAGAUCAAUCAAAUUACAGAGAAAGGUGAAAACAAUCAAGGCGAUAAGGUUCAAGUCGACCGAUGUCUCGUUUCACACUGAAUGGGUCGGAAUAAAGGAGUCGACCUGGGAGACAGCUGACACUUUCGGCGGCUGGAACCACAAGGCCAUUCUCGACUUCAAAGAAAAGUAUCCCACACAGUAUGCUAACGCGUUGAAAAAAAAAGUGAGUUUGAUUCAUUCCAUCUGUGCUUAAUGCAUUUUUUCAACUUUCAGGCGCAGGCUCUGUUCCAAAAGAAUGCUCAAUUGUCGUAG
Caenorhabditis sp. 36 PRJEB53466 is the source of this 1387-nucleotide messenger RNA. Lineage: Eukaryota; Metazoa; Nematoda; Chromadorea; Rhabditida; Rhabditidae. The record is from the annotation of a GenBank genome assembly.